Molecule: messenger RNA, 1894 nt
Organism: Camellia sinensis
Lineage: Eukaryota; Viridiplantae; Streptophyta; Magnoliopsida; Ericales; Theaceae
Source: RefSeq, a predicted model, not a curated record
GGAAGGAAAGAAAGAAAGAACGAAAGAAAGAAAGCUCUUUUCAUCAGUUUCUGUGCACUGGGGUACAAAAGUGUAUUAGCAAAAACAGAGUCAAAAUAUGAUGAUGUGGAGGAGUAAUAAAAGAGGAAUGCGUGGUGCUUCUGAGGAAGAAAUUGAACAGUUGUCAAGAGAUGGAAGCCAUUACAGCAUCUCAACAGGUAUUCUUCCAUCUCUGGGUGCUAGAAGCAACCGCACAGUUAAGCUCCACAGAUUCAUUAUCUCCCCUUAUGACCGCCGCUACAGGUCAUGGGAGACAUUUCUGGUUGUUCUAGUCAUCUACACAGCUUGGGUAUCUCCAUUCGAAUUUGGUUUCCUUGACAGGCCAGAGGGGCUACUAGGCAUUACUGACAAUGCUGUUAAUGGAUUCUUCGCCAUCGAUAUCAUUCUCACGUUCUUUGUAGCAUACCUUGACAAAACAACUUACCUAAUUGUUGACAAUCGAAAUCAAAUUGCUUGGAAAUAUGCAAGAUCUUGGCUAGUCUUUGAUGUCAUAUCCACACUCCCUUCUGAACUUGCUAGGAAGAUUUCUCCUACACCUUUACGCUCAUGUGGCUUAUUCAACAUGCUUCGCCUCUGGCGUCUUCGUAGAGUUAGUGCUCUAUUUGCCAGAUUGGAGAAAGAUAGGAACUUCAACUACUUUUGGGUUCGAUGUGCAAAGCUUAUUUGUGUCACCCUUUUCGCGGUUCACUGUGCUGGAUGCUUCUAUUACCUUCUUGCUGCACAUUAUCGCAACCCAAAAAAGACAUGGAUUGGAGCAUCCAUGGAUGACUUCCUUCACGAGAGCCUAUGGAUCCGGUAUGUGACAUCAAUUUACUGGUCUAUCACUACUCUCACAACCGUUGGAUAUGGUGAUUUGCAUGCUCAAAAUACAAGGGAGAUGGUAUUUGAUAUAUUCUACAUGCUCUUCAACCUUGGACUGACAGCAUAUCUGAUAGGAAAUAUGACCAACUUGGUUGUCCACGGUACCAGUAAAACUAGAGAAUUUAGAGAUACAAUUCAAGCGGCAUCAAAUUUUGCACAGAGAAACCAUUUGCCCGCUCGCCUGCAAGAUCAGAUGCUUGCGCAUUUAUCUUUGAAGUACAGAACAGACUCGGAGGGCCUGCAGCAGAAGGAGACUCUUAAUUCGCUUCCAAAAGCCAUCCGUUCAAGCAUUUCACAUUUUCUUUUCUACUCUCUUGUCGAUAAGGUGUACUUGUUUCGUGGCGUGUCCAAUGACUUGCUCUUCCAACUGGUUUCAGAGAUGCAAGCCGAGUAUUUUUCUCCCAAAGAAGACGUGAUAUUGCAGAACGAAGCACCUACAGACUUCUACAUACUUGUUACCGGAGCUGUGGAGCUAUUGGUUUUAAAAAAUGGAACUGAACAGGUCAUUGGAGAGGCGAAAACGGGUGAUCUUUGUGGGGAGAUUGGUGUGCUAUGUUAUAGGCCACAACUCUUUACAAUGAGGGCUAAACGAUUAUGCCAGUUACUGCGUAUGAACCGGACCACAUUCUUGAAUAUUGUUCAGGCCAAUGUCGGAGAUGGAACCAUAAUCAUGAACAAUCUCCUUCAGCAUUUGAAAGAACAGAAGGACCCGAUAAUGGAGGGAGUUUUGUUGGAGACAGAGAACAUGCUUGCUCAUGGUAGAAUGGACCUACCUCUAAGCCUAUGCUUUGCUACACUUAGGGGAGACGACCUGUUGUUGGAUCAAUUGUUGAGACGGGGUUUGGAUCCAAACGAAUCAGAUAACAACGGGAGAUCUGCUUUGCACAUAGCCGCGUCGAAAGGAAGUGAGAAUUGCGUGCUUCUCCUGCUCGAUUAUGGAGCAAGUCCUAAUAGCAGAGGUAUUUUCUUGUCCCAAUGAGAUCAGUUAGCAAAG